Molecule: messenger RNA, 1074 nt
Organism: Parathielavia appendiculata
Lineage: Eukaryota; Fungi; Ascomycota; Sordariomycetes; Sordariales; Chaetomiaceae
Exons: 1
Coding region: 93-833 (246 amino acids)
Cellular component (GO): mitochondrion
Source: RefSeq, a predicted model, not a curated record
AUACCAUCCAACUUCAUCUCAAGCCGACAAAUACCACCCUCCAGCCUCCAACCCCGCCGGUACAUCACUGCAGACAACGAAAAGCAAUAACAAUGCGUGCCCUCCAACCCCUCACCCGCAUCCUGCGCCCUAGUGCCCCUCGCCGAGCGCCCCUCCAAAACCUCCCACCUCGCCUCCCACCGCGAACCAGCAGCAGAAGACCAUCCAGCAGCAGAAGACCAUCCAGCACAAAUACGAAACCGCCAUCAAACCCUAACGACGGCAGCACACCGGCAUCGUCAACCACGACGGCAACAACAAAACAAGCAAAGGCAGACCGCAUCCUCUCGCGCCUGCCCCGCCCCCUCCACCGAUACGCCUCCCGCCUGCGCGGCGCGCCCGUCACGCACGUCGUCGCCUUCCUCGUCCUGCACGAGGUUACCGCCGUGGUGCCGCUUCUGGGGCUCUUUGGGCUGUUUCACUACACCGAGUAUGUCCCCGUCGCGUGGAUGCUGGGGCAUUACGGGGGGUAUGUGAGGGAGGGGGUGGGAAGGUUUGAGCGGUGGUUUCAGAAGAAGGGUUGGUUUGGUUUUGGCGAGGAUGGUGGCGGUGAUAGAUUGGAUAAAGCAGAAACAGGGGGGGUGUGGGCGGUUGGCGGGAGAGAAGGGGAGGUGGAUGAUGCGCUGCGGCGGUGGGAGAGUGAGCCAAAAUAUCGGGUUGUUGUCGAGGUUGCGUUGGCGUAUGCUUUGACCAAGGCGCUGUUGCCGGUGAGGAUCAUCGGGAGUUUGUGGGCGACGCCGUGGUUUGCCGGUGUCCUCGGCCGGUUGGGAAGGGUUGUGCGGAGGGACGGAUGACUGACUGACUCUCGCGAACAUGUGCGAUGGUCUUUGAAGUCGUAGUCACUCUCCGCUCCCAGCAUUGGUCGGCAGUACAACAUUGACCCUGGGAAACGUAGAUAUACCCUCUUAGACCGGUGGGUAAGAUUCUUUCUUCUAGGGCAUUUGAAAGCCCUUGAGUAGACUGUAAAUCACGCAAACUCCAUGCCCCGUUUCCACCACUCUAAGAUACCUCUCCUCUCCAUGGCGACCGCGAAUU